This is a messenger RNA of Hyposmocoma kahamanoa, 1324 nucleotides long. It is a transcript of the gene Tsp97E, whose product is annotated as tetraspanin-13. Gene Ontology annotation, cellular component: membrane. NCBI's taxonomy places the organism in Eukaryota, Metazoa, Arthropoda, Insecta, Lepidoptera, Cosmopterigidae. The record is from RefSeq and is a predicted model, not a curated record. Bases 197 to 874 code for a protein of 225 amino acids. The transcript has 6 exons.
GAAAUGGAAUUGUAAUUUUGUUCUUUGUGUUCGAAGACUUGUUGAAAAUUUAUUUAUUUAAUAAUACGACCCAUUUUCUUACGACGAAUACGAGUGUGAAGUGUUUCGAACGCUAUUCUUUUAUUGAAUUUCGUGGACCGUAAUCUCAAAUCUUGGUGAAACCAUAAUCUUUCCGGACCGACAAGAUUCCAGCAAGAUGUGUGGAGGUUUUACUUGUUCUAAGAAUGCUCUAAUUGCGUUGAAUAUUCUUUAUGUGGUGGUAGCAUCCAUCCUGAUUUCAGUGGCAGUGUAUGGGCAAGCGUCCUCUUUAGUUGGAAAUCUACCAAUCGUAGGGGGUAUUCUAGCAUGUGGAGUGUUUCUUAUUCUGGUGUCUCUUCUUGGAUUGGCUGGAGCUGUAAAGCAUCAUCAAGUUAUGCUGUUCUUUUAUAUGGUAAUUCUCUUCCUGCUUUUUCUGGUACAAUUCUCCGUGGCCUGUGCAUGCCUGGCUGUCAACUCUGACCAACAAGAGAUGUUGGCUCGACAGGGAUGGAAAAAGGUGAACAUGGAUGUGCGGGGGCAAAUACAGGAGCGCUUUCAAUGCUGUUCGUUUGACAAGAGAUUGGCCAAUAGCACCGGAGAAUAUCCUACUUGCAAUGAUGUCGAUAAAAUUUGCUGCCACGACGGCAAAAUAACAGAGGAUUGUUGGUGUCAACCAUGCAUGCAAAAAUUGAAGGAGACCAUUGACUACGCGUUCAAACUAUGCGGCGGUAUUGGACUUUUCUUCAGCUUUACCGAGUUAUUCGCUCUGUGGCUGGCUCGACGGUACCGCAAUCAACCUGACCCCAACUAUAAGGAGCCUCAUGCAAUUUUUCCUAGAAGCAAUUAUUUAUAUUAGUUAUUAAGCGUCGUCCAAGUUUCAGUUUAGCUAUGUAAUAGGCAAGCUGUACAUUGUGAAAUUUAAUUCCUGGAGAAGGGGUUUAAGUACCAAUACGUACAUGCAGCUUUUGAGAAUUAGUUGCAGGUAGGAAGGGUCGAUUUUAUUUACUCGUUGCGUGAAAGUUCCCAUAGUAGAAAUUGAUUAAAUGAAUAGGUUUUAUCAUCUCUAAACAUUUCUUUUUGAACAAAACGUGGCACAUUUUCCAACAUACCUUAGUAGCCCGCUAUAUUACUUGCGUAUUUACAAUACUGGAGCUAGAUGACGCAGCUAAUUGCUAAGGCGCUGGCAGCUAUUAUAGAAUUAUUUAAUGUAAAUUAAUAAAUAAAUAUUAGACAACGUCACAUUACGUUGUUCCGAUCCCAAAGUAACUAAAGCUUUUGUGUACCACAAACACCCAAAUCUCCGUGG